Messenger RNA from Scatophagus argus, 2814 nucleotides. RefSeq names its product pseudouridine 5'-phosphatase. Bases 200 to 895 code for a protein of 231 amino acids. Lineage: Eukaryota; Metazoa; Chordata; Actinopteri; Scatophagidae. The record is from RefSeq and is a predicted model, not a curated record. The transcript is spliced from 4 exons. Gene Ontology annotation, molecular function: phosphatase activity.
GAUCUCCAUUUCAGACUAAAUUAAAAACGUUUAGGGUAGUUUUAUCCCAAGAAGUUUUAUAUGAUGUUUAAAAACACUCUAUAAGGCUGUUAUCAGAGCACUUCACUUUAUUUGAAGCGUUUUUUUACGCUGACACAUUGGCUCCCAGUGUUAGUUUUUAAUUGUCCCCUUUCCGUUUUGCACGACGCGGAACAGAAACAUGUCUGUGGCGAGCAGCUCUUACAAGCCUGUGAACUAUGUCAUUUUUGACAUGGAUGGAUUACUGUUGGACACAGAGCGACUGUACACCAAGGCCUUCCAGGAAAUAUGUGACCCCUUUGGAAAGCAGUACACAUGGGCUGUUAAGUCAUCAGUGAUGGGUAAACAUGCUCUGGAAGCUUGUCAAAUUAUUCGGGACACUUUGGACAUUCCCAUGUCAGCUGAGGAACUCCUUGCUGCAAGCAGACAAAUACAAGAAAGGCUCUUUCCCUUUGCCAAACUCAUGCCAGGUGUGGAGAAAUUGCUGAUCCAUUUGCAGAAGCACAAUAUCCCUGUUGCAGUGGCAACCAGUUCAUCCAGUGAGACAUUCAAGUUGAAGACAAGCCAACACAAAGACCUCUUCGGUCUGUUUGACCACGUUGUUUUGGGUGAUGAUCCUGAGGUUAAAAACAGCAAACCUCACCCUGAUGCCUUCCUGGUCUGUGCCAGCAGAUUCAAUCCUCCAGCUUCUCCAGAGAAGUGCUUGGUGUUUGAAGAUGCUCCCAAUGGCGUGAAGGCAGCACUGGCUGCGGGGAUGCAGGUGGUGAUGAUUCCUGAUGACAACCUUGACCCCAGCCUUACCCAGGAGGCCACACUGCGACUCAGGAGCAUGGAGGAAUUUGAGCCACAGCUUUUUGGCCUGCCAGCAUUUCAAUGAGACAAAAGCCAAACCCAUUGUUCAAUUUAGACUUUGUGUCACUCGUUCUCAUUCUUUGAGGAAACAAUUAUAAUAAAAGAAAAGCAAUAUGAAUGUUUUCAUUGAUGCCUUAUCAUAUUAUGGUUGAAUGAAUAUUUUUGAUUUUAUGAUUGAUUUUUUUUUUGUUGGCGUAAUGAUCUUUUAUUGUUUAAUGUUUAAUGACAAGACAUCACAUCAUUGUAAAACCCCUUCAAGAAGUCUAAUUACUCAUUUUAGAAAGACGUGUAGAUAGUCCAGACUUAUAGAUACCUCUGUGAAAUGUUGCAUUGCUGUUGAGGUUUUUCUUCUUUUAAAAAUUCUGCGAACAUCACUUUCAUCAUCAGACCUUCAUUAUAAUGAGUUGGAGAGAAAAAGUAUAAGAGAUCUGUAUGGCUACCUAUCACUACGAGUAGAUGAACUGAGUGCUUCACAAAGAAUUAUAGCCAUUUGAAAGCUGUUAAGACAGCAAAUUAGAUAUAUGUAACGAAGUAUAUGUAAUGAAGAUUUCCAGAGUUCUGCUACCAGAAUCUGAUCUAACUUUGAAACUUUACACAACAAAACUGCUCCAACCAGAUACCUGAAGCUUUGUCCUGCUCCAUUAGGUUGGUCAGGUUGUUUGGGCUUGUGUUGGGUUUGAGUUAAAUAAUUCUGUGUUUAAUUUAAAGUAGAUGGCUAUCUCGUGUUGGGUGCAAGAACUCUGAUUUGGACAUCUAAAAAUUUUCACUGUUUGACCAAAAUUUGUCCACUUUCAGACCAGAAAUCUUUUGAUGGGCAAAACACCAAAUGUUCUGUUAUUCUGGUAGAAGUUUCGGAGGUAACCAUUGAAUUUCACACCACAGCAUAUCUUUUUGUCUUUAGAUGCCAUUCAAAAGACAUUUUCUAAAAGUUGAAGGUUCUUGAAAUCAUAGUGGAUCAGCCAAAACACUGCUGUAGAACUCUCCUUGUCCAUACAUUGUGUUUAAGCAGUCUUAUUGAAAUGCCAGAGACUACUCCUCUCUUUAGUGUAAUCCAGUAAAAAGGCUGCAAGUUGUCCUCAACCUUUCAUCUCAUGUCUGCUUCUGCACUUACUACAAUUCACAUGUCCCCCUUCCUCUUGCCAAACAGGCUUUAGCGGAGGACCUGCUCAAGGAGCCUGGUUCCACAGCUCCCUCAGGCUGCUGAAAUGCUGAAAUAGGAUUUCACGGCACUCCUAUCCACUUCCCCUCCAAGCUUUUCUGGCCUUUAAUCAUCAAGUGGGGGUAGGAGGUGUGGUAGUCUCCUCAGCUUUUUUUUUUUUUUUUAAAUUCAUUUCCUGCUCACGUACACUCAUCACUCUGUAGUUUCACAUGUCAUUUAGACUCCCUUAGCCUAAAAUCUGGUUAAUUUCUUCCUUUGCGCCUUUAAAGUUCUACUAUAGAGUGACUGGUGUUGAAAUUGGAAUGCCUGUAUUUCAGUUUAGAUUGAAAUCAAAAUCUGUAUGAAAAUAAUGCCAGAUCAGACCCCAAAAUAACUUAACUCUCUGAUGUGCAAAUGUUGUCUGCUUUUCAUUAUGAAAUAAAGAAAUCCAUAAUGCAAAUCUGGGGUAUAAUAAUUUCCGUUCAUUUUAAAUUCUUUUUCUUCUUGACAAUGAAUCCAGUUUUCAUAGGCUGUGGUUUAUUUUUUGUCAUACAUGUAUAGGGUAUGUGCUGAUUCUUUUUUUAAAUUUUUUAAGCACUGAAUUUAUGUAAGUCAUAGAUUUAGAAAUCUCGUCACAUACAAUUAACUGGCUUUAAGCGGCUUUGUAAAACAAUAUCACUCACAUUUGACUGUUUGUCAUUUUACUAUUUGUGGCUUCAUAUAAUAGAAAAAGAAAAAAAAAUACACCUGAAAUUAUUAUCUGGUAACACUCAGAAAGGAUCUGUGGUAAAUAAAAGUUGACAUAA